AUGCCUGGAAUUCUACCUAUGAAGGUGAUUAAGGUGGGCACCAGCUCACAGAGCCGCAUCGCCCAAGCAUGUGAUAGGUGCCGAAGUAAGAAGAUCCGUUGCGAUGGUAUCCGUCCCUGUUGCUCGCAAUGCGCCAACGUCGGAUUCGAAUGUCGCACUAGCGACAAACUUAGUCGGCGUGCAUUUCCUCGAGGUUAUACAGAAUCACUUGAGGAACGAGUGAGGCAGUUGGAAUCCGAAGUGAGGGAACUGAAGGAUUUGUUAGAUGAGAAAGACGAAAAGAUUGAUAUGUUGUCGAGGAUGCAUGAUCAUCGCCAACCAUCUAUGGGAGCCGCCGGAAGCCCGAGGACGACGGAACAGAGAAGGGACCCUAACUCGCCACCAAAAGAAGAUACUUUCCGUGUGCAGGCCUCUCCGUUAUUACUUGGUGUCGAGAAUUCGGACUCAUAUUUCAUGGGGCCAUCGAGCGGACGUGGUUUUAUCGAAUCUUUCAAGCGUAAACUUCAGGAAAGCGGAAAGCCGUGUUCUGACUUCAACCCUGAGGCUUUCCUUCACAUCCAAGGAUGCUACCCUCUGGUUGCUAACCCGCCCCCCCAGUCGAUGAGAGUGCCACCUCGCCUAUUUUCGGAUAGAUGUGUAAAUGUUUAUUUCCAGGAAUGGGCGCCACUCUUCCCCGUGCUUCACAAACCGACAUUUCUCCGGUUAUACGAAGAAUUUGUUGCCGACUCGGAGAAGGUAAAAAACAAUCAUAAGCUCGCGCAGCUUUACCUCGUCUUCAGUAUCGCCGCUCUUUCAAGUGACGCACCAGAUGUAGAGCAGAUAACCGCCUGCGAAGCCCAGUGGCAAAGGGCCCUUGACGCAAUCAUUAUGGACAAUACGAUGAUUACACUGCAGUGCCUAGUAUUGGCUCUGAUCUAUUGCACUAUCAGAGCCGAUUACAAGCGAUUGCAGCACUACAAAGGUGUUGCGGUUGGUCUAUCCCACAGAUUGGGGUUACAUCAAAGCCAGAAAAGAUUCUCAUUCGGUGCUCUUACGAUCGAGACACGAAAGAAAGUCUUUUGGACGUUGUAUACACUCGAUUGCUUUUCUGCUGCCAUGCUUGGCCUUCCCAAGUUGCUGAAGGAAGAUGACAUCCACGCCGAGUAUCCGUCAGAUACUGACGAUGAAUAUGUUACGGAGAAGGGAUUUCAACCCACUCUACCAGGAGAGUAUACGAGAUUAUCGAGUGCUUUAGCGUUAUUCAGAGUUUCCCGAAUUCUUGCAAAUGUGCUUGAAAAGACAUAUCCGGCCGCUACAUCUUACGAAUUAUCAUUACAACAAAUUUCAGCGCUGGAUGCAGAUCUCUCAGAUUGGUAUGAGAAUCUGCCUGCUCACCUCAGGCUAAACUUUGCCCAAGACAAACCAUCAACAGAUAUCACUGGGAGUAGAUCCCCGAUUCUGGCAUUGGCAUACUACUAUGUCCGGGGACUUAUUCAUCGCCCUGCAGUGGGCUCUACCUUGGGAGUCAAAGCUGCGUCAGCUCUUAUUACGGUCGGAGAGUCUAGCAAGCACAUCGUGCAGAUCAUUGAACUCUUAGAGGAGCGAAGUAUGUCAUUCUCAUUCUGCCUAAAUAGGACAGAUGUUCUUGUUCUGUGUGGGACGAGCUUGCUUUACCAAAGCUUAGAAUUGAAACACGAGAGCAAGAUUAUGAAGGAUGUUGAACGACUUGUCAAUAGCGUUCUCAAGAUGCUACUAAAAACGAAAGCCCCCGGCUCUUACGACCUGAAACGAGUCGCAUCGACGCUUGUUACUAUCGAUGUACCAUCUCAAUCCACGUCAAUGCGGACUAGUCCUGAUACGGCCAUGGCUGCUCCCCCUUCGAGGACAUCCCCGUUAUUGAAUGUCUCGAGGAAGAAAUCGCCUUACAGUGCUGGCCGAGUUGCCGGCGCGACUAUGAGCGAGACAGACCUGUUAUCUCAGCAAGAGAAACUACGCCGUAUGGCCAUACCCAAUACUCAAACUACCCGACAAGAAAUACAUCGCACGCAAUCACGUGCAUCACUCGAUAUGAGUGCAGAGCAGGCAAUGCCCCGCCGCGAUCACCGAUUCUCGAUAUCCCAAAUUCAGCAAACGAUGAUGCGUAUGUCGCCGAGUCACAGAUCCAAACAGCGAAAUCUAGAUUACCUCUCACUCAACGAUGCGCAGGCUGAGACACAGCCUUCGCCGCCGAAUCAAACUCGAACUCCCUCGCAGCCGUUGGCUCAUAGCCAGCAUCAACGCCCUCAGCCAUACAACCCAAAUCAAGUAAUUAAUAAGGGCGGCUCAAGUGGUGGUGUGUCGAUAUCAGAAUGGGAAGCAUUGCUUGGCGCAAUGGAUGGAGGCCAGAUUAAUGUAUACGACGCGAUAUACGGAGGACCAGCCUUGUCACUCACAGAGACACCAACCAGUGCAGGUACCAUGGGCGAAUGGUCUCCAGAGUCAUGGGACCUUUCUAGCUUCAAUAUUGGCGAACUAACGACUAAUCCGGGGGCACCUCAGAGCGUACUCAGCAUCAGUGAUGAGAGUCUUAGCUCCGGAGAUGAUCUCACAUCGAGCGAGAUGUACCUCAGGAUGGGGAGCGAGGACUACCAAAGCGGGUUAAUGCCGCCGCCGCGGACGAGUCACGACAAUAACCUAAUUCUUGAUGGUCUUGAGUUGAAUUUAGGGAUCUGA
This is a messenger RNA of Daldinia loculata, 2691 nucleotides long. RefSeq names its product fungal-specific transcription factor domain-containing protein. The record is from RefSeq and is a predicted model, not a curated record. NCBI's taxonomy places the organism in Eukaryota, Fungi, Ascomycota, Sordariomycetes, Xylariales, Hypoxylaceae. Gene Ontology annotation, molecular function: zinc ion binding; DNA-binding transcription factor activity, RNA polymerase II-specific; DNA binding. Gene Ontology annotation, biological process: DNA-templated transcription; regulation of DNA-templated transcription. The transcript is spliced from 5 exons. The coding region runs from base 1 to 2691 and encodes 896 amino acids.